Messenger RNA from Perca flavescens (yellow perch), 2154 nucleotides. RefSeq names its product transketolase. Gene Ontology annotation, molecular function: transketolase activity; thiamine pyrophosphate binding. The coding region runs from base 81 to 1967 and encodes 628 amino acids. The transcript has 15 exons. The record is from RefSeq and is a predicted model, not a curated record. Gene Ontology annotation, biological process: pentose-phosphate shunt, non-oxidative branch. Gene Ontology annotation, cellular component: extracellular exosome; endoplasmic reticulum membrane. Lineage: Eukaryota; Metazoa; Chordata; Actinopteri; Perciformes; Percidae.
CUGAAUGGCUUGCAUGUUGCAGGUGUAGCCGGUUUGUACUGCAACUAAUCCGGUCCGCCUCAGUGGGAAAUGUCAUUAAGAUGGAGGACUACCAUAAACCGGACCAGCAGACGGUGCAGGCGCUCAGGAACAUCGCCACCCGGCUCCGGAUCAACUCCAUUAAGGCGACAACUGCAGCGGGCAGCGGUCAUCCCACAUCAUGUUGCAGCGUGGCAGAGAUCAUGUCUGUGCUGUUCUUUCAUACCAUGAAGUACCGACCUGAAGACCCCCGUAACCCCAACAACGACCGCUUCAUCCUGUCCAAGGGCCAUGCGGCCCCCGUGCUGUACGCCGUGUGGGCGGAGACGGGUUACCUGAAGGAGAAUGAGCUCCUCAACCUCCGCAAGGUCGACUCCAUCCUGGAGGGACACCCUGUGCCGAAGCAGCAGUUUGUGGAUGUGGCCACUGGUUCUCUGGGUCAGGGGCUGGGAGCUGCCUGUGGAAUGGCCUACACUGGAAAAUACUUUGACAAGGCCAGCUAUCAGGUGUUCUGCCUGCUAGGUGAUGGAGAGCUGUCCGAGGGCUCGGUGUGGGAGGCCAUGGCCUUCGCCUCAUACUACCAACUAGACAACCUGGUGGCCAUUUUGGACAUCAACCGCCUGGGUCAGAGCGACCCGGCUCCACUCCAGCACCAUGUAGAGAAGUACCAGCGACGCUGUGAGGCCUUUGGCUGGCAUGCCAUCAUUGUGGAUGGCCACAGUGUGGAGGAGCUGUGUAAGGUGCUGAGUCAGCCCCGCCACCAGCCACUUGCCAUCAUCGCUAAGACUAUCAAGGGCAAGGGCAUCCCAGCGGCUGAGGAUAAGAUGGGCUGGCACGGGAAACCCCUGCCCAAAGACAUGGCCGACAGCGUGAUCAAGGAGAUGCAGAGCCGCAUCAUCAGCUGCAACAAGCGCCUGUACCCUGCUCCGCCCACUGAGGAUGCAUCACCUGUCAGCCUCCGCAACAUCCGCAUGCCAAGUGCACCCAGCUACAAAACUGGAGACAAGAUUGCUACGAGGAAGGCGUAUGGCAUGGCUCUGGCCAAGCUGGGCCGUUACAACGACCAAGUGGUGGCUCUAGAUGGGGACACCAAAAACUCCACCUUCUCUGAGCUCUUUAAGAACGAACACCCUAAUCGCUACGUGGAGUGCUACAUCGCAGAGCAGAACAUGGUGAGCGUGGCCAUAGGUUGUGCCGUGCGCGACCGUAACGUGGUGUUUGCCAGCACCUUCGCCACGUUCUUCAGCCGGGCCUUUGACCAGCUCCGCAUGGCCAGCAUCUCUGAGAGCAACAUCAACCUCUGCGGCUCCCACUGUGGUGUCUCUAUUGGUGAGGAUGGGCCCUCUCAGAUGGGUCUGGAGGAUCUGGCCAUGUUUAGAGCCAUUCCCACGGCAACCGUCUUCUACCCUAGUGACGGUGUCUCCACUGAGAAAGCUGUGGAGCUCGCCGCCAACACAAAGGGUUUGUGUUUCAUCCGAACGAGCCGCCCAGAGAACAACAUAAUUUACAACUGCAAUGAGGACUUCCAUGUUGGUCAGGCUAAGGUCGUGUUUAAAACCAAUGACGACCAUGUGACUGUGAUUGGAGCAGGAGUGACCCUCCACGAGGCUCUGGCUGCUGCUGAACAGCUGAAGAAAGAAAGAAUUAACAUCCGCGUGAUUGACCCGUUCACCAUCAAACCCCUGGACUCCAAGACCAUCAUCGACAACGCCAGGGCCACCAGAGGACGCAUCAUCACAGUGGAGGACCACUACUAUGAAGGUGGUCUAGGUGAGGCAGUGUGCUCGGCAGUAAUAAACGAGACCGGCUUCACCGUCCACCGCCUGGCGGUUUCCCAGGUGCCACGCAGCGGCAAGCCCCAGGAGCUGAUCCGUAUCUUUGGCAUCGACCGCGACGCCAUCACCCAGGCGGUCCGCAAGGUGCUCAGCAGCUCCGCCAACGCCAAGUAAGAACGCUGCAGCAGUGGCAGCCAGCGGCAACUAUAUGGUAAAGGACUCCGUGGUUCACUGGCGAUCACCAUGGAGACAACAAACAAAUAAACCAACACAGAAGGAGGGGAAGCCCUUCUAUCCCACUCAUGCUCUCCUUCUCAUUAAACAAAAAGCAUUCGUUUGGGAAAAGAAAAAAAAAAAAAAG